GCCCAGGUCUCAGACAGCCUGGGUUUCAACCAGUCUUGGCUGAGCUUUCACAAAUGACUCAGCUGGAGCACCAGCAAGCUUGGGUGUGUGACAAUGCGGAAAUGCACAUGCAUAUCAUUUUGUGACCCAUAUUGCGAAAACUAGCAAAAGGAAGUAUGUUCUGCUGUUGCCCAAAGUCAGCCUCAGAGAGAAGUUCGAGUGUCCUCAGGGGCAGAACCUCCUGAACUGCUCUACUUCAAACCUGCUGGGCAAGAAAAAGACUUUCAGUGAAUUGUCCCAGCCCUGAGCAGCAAGGUUAGACCCUCGGAACUUGGCCAGCAGGGAGCAGGCAUCCACUCACCAUCCUCAGCACUGCCCCUGAAGUCUCUGGGCAUUUGGAAGCUCACCUCUCCCCAUCUUGCCCUACACCUGGCCAGGCCCUCCAUAGAGCUCGGAGACAGCUUUGAGGAUGGAAUCAGGAGAGGGGGCAUCAACAGCUCCAGCCCCUGUUGCCACCCUAGGAAGGCCAGACUCUGGGCCUGGCUGCUCCUCCCUGGAGCUGCCCAGCACAGACCCAGGGAAGCUCCAAGUGCUUCCCAUUGGGCCUGGAGUCCACCAUGAGGACCAUGCCACUAGGAACCCUGGUGGCCAGGCUGCUGUGGGGAAUAGCCUCCCAGACAGCACUAAGAUCCCUAACAGGGACAGCGGGUUUGACAGCCCAUCCUGCAGCAUUGCCAGUGAGCUCUUUCCCUGUGAUAAGGGCAAUGAGGCAGGCCUGGGCUCUACCAUCCUGGGGCUGUGCCCAGUGAUGGCACCAGACAGCAAGACUCCCCAGAAGGAGGCCAACAGUGAUGUGGACAGGGACAGCAGCGAGGAGCCUAAGCCAAAGAACAGCCCCCCAAGGGCCCAUGCGGACACAGCCAAGUGCCCUAAGCCGCAAGAGCUGCUUCACAUUGCCCAGGAACUUCUGCACACCGAGGUGACCUAUGUGAGGCGGCUGCACCUGCUAGACCAGGUUUUCUGCACCCAGCUGACAGAAGCAGGAAUCCCUCUGGAAGUCACCACAGGCAUCUUCUCUAACAUCUCUUCCAUCUAUCACUUCCACGGACAGUUCCUCCUGCCUGAGCUGCAGACAAGGAUCACAGAAGAAUGGGACAUGAAUCCUCGGUUUGGAGACAUCCUGCAGAAGCUGGCCCCCUUCCUCAAGAUGUAUGGUGAAUAUGUCAAAAACUUUGAUCGGGCUGUGGAGCUGGUGAGUGCCUGGACCCAGCGCUCACCACUGUUCAGAGACAUCGUCCACAGCAUCCAGAAGCAGGAGGUAUGCGGGAACCUGACACUGCAGCACCACAUGCUGGAGCCUGUGCAGAGGGUCCCCCGCUAUGAACUGCUGCUCAAGGACUAUGUGAAGCGUCUCCCAGCUGAUGCCCCAGACCGGAGGGAUGCAGAAAGGUCCUUGGAGCUCAUCUCCACUGCUGCUAACCACUCCAAUGCUGCCAUUCAGAAAAUGGAGAAAAUGCAUAAGCUCUUGGAAGUGUAUGAGCAACUGGGUGGGGAGGAGAACAUUGUCAACCCUGCCAAUGAGCUGAUCAAGGAGGGCCAUAUCCAGAAGCUAUCCGCCAAGAAUGGCACAGCCCAGGACCGCCACCUCUUCCUGUUCAACAGUAUGAUCCUUUACUGUAUGCCCAAACUGUGGCUCAUGGGCCAGAAGUUCAGCGUCCGGGAGAAGAUAGACAUUUCAGACCUUCAGGUGCAGGAUAUCAGCAAGCCACACUCAGCCCAUACAUUCAUCAUAACAGGAAGGAAAAGGUCCCUGGAGCUACAAACCCGGACAGAAGAGGAGAAGAAAGAAUGGAUUCAGGUCAUUGAGGCCACCAUUGAGAAGCACAAACAUAACAGCCAGACCUUCAAGGCCUUCAGCUGCUCCUUCAGCCAGGACGAGGACCCCUCCCUCUCUUCAGACCUACCUAUGGUGAGUGCCAGCUCUGAGGAACCUGCGAUGGCAGUGGACAGUAGAGGGAGUGCCACAGGGCUUGAGCCCAGAAAAGGGUCCUCUAAGACCAGGCGUGACAAGGAUAAACAGAGCUGCAGGAUCUGUGGUGAGACCUUCAACUCCAUCACGAAGAGGAGGCACCACUGCAAGUCAUGUGGGGUGGUCAUCUGUGGGAAAUGCUCCGAGUUCAAGGCAGAGAAUAGCAGGCAGAGUCGAGUUUGCCGAGAGUGUUUUCUGACACAGCCAGUGGUGACUGCAAGCCCCAGCCCUGAGGGGCCCACUGAACCCAAGGAGAGCAUGGAGGACGGUGGGCCACCAUAUACCAUUCCCUCUCUGGCUACACAGUGAAUGCACCGAACCUGGAACAGAGGUUAGGCGCUGGGCACAUUCGGCAGCUUCAGCAGGCCCAGCAGUCCUUGUGCUCAAGUAUCCCAUCCACCAAGCUGCAGCAGUGGUGGUUGGAGGCUCUGAGCACAAUCACCAUGGGGUUCUGCCCCGGGCUAGCUCAGGACUCCUGAAGCCUCAGGCCCCAACAGCCCUAUGAGCUGAGUCUUGGCCAGAUCUCUAGCUCUACAGCCAUCACAGCAGGGCCUGUGCUCAUCUGGGAGGUGGCUGUGGAGGCCACAUACAGAGGUACAGUGUGCCCCAACUGCCACAGGACACUUGGCCCUGCAAGGUGCCUCUGCUUCAAGAGAAGAAAACUGAGGCACAGAAAGGGGUGGUCACCUGUCCUGGGAUACCUAACGUGUCUCAGAGAAGAGCCCAGCCUCCACUCUCAGGUCCAGCAAUGUGGUUCAGAGAGGGAUACAGGGCAACUGUCAAGUGAACUCUGUCUGGUGGGGUGGGGAGGCUUUUGAAGGAAGAAGAAUAUCAUCUAUGGAUCAAUGGUGCCCAGGGACACCUGGUGGACAUCUGUAGUCGUGCCAUCUCUCCAGGCCACCGUCUGCCUGUCUACAUCAUUAACAGCAUGUGAGCUGAGCUGUGACCAGUCCCCAGACUCUACCUCCUCUUCUGCCUACUCCUGGCUACCAAGCAUCCCAUUGUCCCCACACUGCCUUCCCAUAUGCACAGGACAGGGCGAGUAGUGGUCCUGGGCCAACCAGGAGAGACAACCUCAUUGGGAAACUCAGUGGGAGGCCCCCAGUGUCACAUGGAUGCCUGAGAGUAAGGCUUGGAGGGCAGUGGGCAGUGCUUAUCUGUUUAAAUAAAUGCUGGCAGCCAUGA
Molecule: messenger RNA, 3193 nt
Organism: Artibeus jamaicensis (Jamaican fruit-eating bat)
Lineage: Eukaryota; Metazoa; Chordata; Mammalia; Chiroptera; Phyllostomidae
Gene: FGD3
Product: FYVE, RhoGEF and PH domain containing 3
Exons: 17
Coding region: 449-2317 (622 amino acids)
Biological process (GO): cytoskeleton organization; filopodium assembly
Cellular component (GO): cytoplasm
Molecular function (GO): metal ion binding; guanyl-nucleotide exchange factor activity
Source: RefSeq, a predicted model, not a curated record